Molecule: messenger RNA, 600 nt
Organism: Acaromyces ingoldii
Lineage: Eukaryota; Fungi; Basidiomycota; Exobasidiomycetes; Exobasidiales; Cryptobasidiaceae
Exons: 1
Coding region: 147-473 (108 amino acids)
Source: RefSeq, a predicted model, not a curated record
UUCCCCAUUUUUUUUACUGUGGUUCUAACGCCGAAAUCCGAGGUCCGUGUCCGUCAAGACACUGAUGAUGACUGUGAGGGGUACUGAGACGGUAUAUAAGAGGGAUGGCUCUUAGAGAACCAGUCAAAGCCUCAAUGCAAACAACAAUGUCAGUCAAGCGUACAAUCCUACAAGCCCUGCCCAUCGAAGCGCUUCCCGGCUGGGAAUCGCGCCUGGUCUUGCUCGAAUACCCGCCCGGGCUGGCUGCACCGCUGCACACCCACCCCGUCCCCGCCACUGGCUUCGUCGUCGCGGGAUCCGUCAUCUCACAAUGGGAGGGAGGCGAAGUGGAGCGCUACUCAGCGGGUCAAAGCUUCGUAGAUCUGGGCGUGACCCGGCACCUGCGCAGCGAGAAUGCGAGCCAGACGGAGCCGCUCAAGAUGCUCGUGUCGUACGUCAUCAAAAAGGGCGAGCCCAAUGUCAAUGCUUUGUGACUGUGUUUGACAACAUUAGGGCCUCGAGCGAGGACCCCAGGAGUGUGUGUGUGUAAAAGGCUGCCACCUUCGGGGAUAUAAUGCAAUGGAGUCGGGAACCAUCACCCAGGCAAAGCCUGGCCCUCUU